CAGCUGUUGGCAGCCUGUGUAUAUAUACACAGACACAAGUGCUUUCUUCGAGAGCGACGAUCGGCGAAAGCGACUGACAUGGUGGCGACCACGGGGAGAGGGAGGCAGGGGAGAGGGAGGCAGAAGAUCGAGAUGAAACCUAUCCAAAAGGAGACGGCGCGGCAGGUGUGCUUCUCCAAGCGCUGCGCCGGCGUGUUCAAGAAGGCCAGCGAGCUCUCUGUUCUCUGCGGCGCCGAGAUCGCUGUCCUCGCCUUCUCGCCCAGCAGCAAGCCCUUCUCCUACGGCCACCCCUCCGUCGAGUCCAUCUUGGAACGGUUUUUCGGCAGCAGUGCCGAUGCCGCGCCUGCUACCCCGCCGCGGCACCCUCCCGCCGCCGUGCUGAUUCAGGCGCUCGGCCGCCAGGAGAAGGAGCUGCAGGAACGGCUCGAGGCAGGGAAGAGGAGGAAGGCGGCGCUCGAGGAGUCGCUGCGGGGGCCGCAGUGGGGCCCUGUGGGCGACUUGUUGGGCGCGUGGAGGAGCUAGGGCUUCCGGAGCUCGACCUGCUGCAGAGUGCGCUGGAGUGGGUGCGAGAGGAGGCGUUGAGCCUACAGGCGCCCACCGGGAAGGAGGCGAGCGGCGGGGGCUUUUCCGUCCCUUCAGCCUCUGCGGCUGUUCCUUGGCCAUAAACUUAGCAGAUUUUUGUGUCAAUUGGGCUGGGGAUUUUGACGGAUCUGGCCCACCUUGUAUAUCCUGGGCCAGCCCGUAUUACACUACAUAGCACACUGUUGCAUUGAUAAAACAUUUCAUGUUAAUCUGAAACUGGAUAUAUAUUUCUCAUUUUACUAA
This is a messenger RNA of Zingiber officinale, 825 nucleotides long. Its product is annotated as agamous-like MADS-box protein AGL61. Gene Ontology annotation, biological process: positive regulation of transcription by RNA polymerase II. The record is from RefSeq and is a predicted model, not a curated record. Gene Ontology annotation, molecular function: RNA polymerase II cis-regulatory region sequence-specific DNA binding; protein dimerization activity; DNA-binding transcription factor activity, RNA polymerase II-specific. The transcript has a single exon. Bases 79 to 522 code for a protein of 147 amino acids. NCBI's taxonomy places the organism in Eukaryota, Viridiplantae, Streptophyta, Magnoliopsida, Zingiberales, Zingiberaceae.